AUGAUUCGUUGCACGCUGAGGCUGUUAAGGGCAUCUGAAGGGUCCGUCAAAGAAGAGGAUAUUGAGGACAUUCGAGGUUACCAUGCAUCGUUAACAGACAUUGUGGAACAUGUGUCUUCCCUGAUGUCCAGACACGUGGCUGCUGGCUACGUCAGCUCCUUCCUCAGUGUGUGUUUCUGCCUGUACAGCGUCAUCAACGACGACACGUCCUUUAUGAAAAUGAGUAUUGUCGCAUAUGCUGUUUGCUCUUCCAUUCAGCAUCUCAUCGCUCUCACCUACAUUGGUAUCAGACUGCACGAAGCGGCACACCGACCUCUGAAUAUUCUGCAUGACUUGGCUGGGAGAACUAUGCCAGAUAGAGUAAUUGGACUGGUAACACUGUUCGCCAACAAGUUGUCUCAACGUCAGAUUGGAAUCAGUGCCUUAGGUCUAAUGACCAUCACGAAGGACACUAUUUUAACGAUCAUCGGUACCCUCCUCACCUACGUUUUCAUCGUGAUCCAGUUUAAACCGGAAUCAACUGGUGGAUGUCGACAGGAUGCAAACACUACGGCAAUAUAACUGCAUUAACUCGUAUUUGAAGUGAACUUUACGUUUUAUGCGCU
Molecule: messenger RNA, 605 nt
Organism: Haliotis rufescens (red abalone)
Lineage: Eukaryota; Metazoa; Mollusca; Gastropoda; Lepetellida; Haliotidae
Exons: 4
Coding region: 1-561 (186 amino acids)
Biological process (GO): sensory perception of taste
Cellular component (GO): membrane
Source: RefSeq, a predicted model, not a curated record